AUGCGCCCAAGCAUACCGCCAGCAGCACCAGCACCAGCACCACCAACGGUGCACCGCCACAAUCACCAGCAGCAGCAGCAGCAGCAGCAGCAACAGCAGCAACAAAUCGUUCAACAAAUCGCAGUCCUGAGUUGCGUGCUCGCGCUCGCCAGAGCCGGAGCCAUCGGAGUCGCGACGUACGCCGCCCCAGCGGUCGCAACCUACGCGGCACCGGCCUACACCAGCUACUCGGCACCAGCCUACACCAGCUACUCGGCACCGGCCCUCACCGCCACCUCCGAGAACGUCUACCGCAGCGCCGGCAACCUCCAGUCGAUCUCGACCCAAUCGAGGAGCAUCGCCACCCCCUUCUCCAGCAGUAACAAACAGUUCACCAGCGUCACAAACCCCGGAGUCUACGCCCACGUCGCCCCGGUCGCUUACGCUGCCGCUCCCCAGCUCGCCUACGCCGCAGCCCCUCAGCUCGCCCACGCCGCUCCCCUCGCCUACUCCGCACCCGCAGUGGCCCAUGCCGCCCCGGCAGUCGCUCACGGGAGCAGCCUCCUCGGAGUUGCCUACUCCCCGGCUGUCGCCGUCUCUCACAUGACCUACUCGAGCCCCGUCGGCAUCAACUACUCCUACUAA
Messenger RNA from Ceratosolen solmsi marchali, 624 nucleotides. Its product is annotated as cuticle protein 76-like. The transcript has 3 exons. The record is from RefSeq and is a predicted model, not a curated record. Lineage: Eukaryota; Metazoa; Arthropoda; Insecta; Hymenoptera; Agaonidae. Bases 1 to 624 code for a protein of 207 amino acids.